Pteropus alecto (black flying fox) is the source of this 1531-nucleotide messenger RNA. It is a transcript of the gene PPCDC, whose product is annotated as phosphopantothenoylcysteine decarboxylase. Gene Ontology annotation, cellular component: phosphopantothenoylcysteine decarboxylase complex. NCBI's taxonomy places the organism in Eukaryota, Metazoa, Chordata, Mammalia, Chiroptera, Pteropodidae. The record is from RefSeq and is a predicted model, not a curated record. The transcript has 7 exons. Gene Ontology annotation, molecular function: FMN binding; phosphopantothenoylcysteine decarboxylase activity. Gene Ontology annotation, biological process: coenzyme A biosynthetic process. Bases 340 to 993 code for a protein of 217 amino acids.
CGAUAUUUGGGGGCGCCUCCGAGACGCGCCUGGCGCGGGUGAGGAGACGAAGGGGGUUCGGGGAAUGAAUCCUCGCUGCAGGGCGGAGUGAGAGGGAGGCUGAAGAAACUUAGCUUGCGACCGGGUCUGCGGGUGUGCAUGUUUGGGACCCACCAAGUGCCUGGUGAUUGGCAAUUAGACCUGGUCACACAUUCAGGGAGCUUGCUGGUCGUGGUAUGGAAGUGGAGAGGGAGAGGCAAAGAAACCUGAUGAACAAAUUGAAUCGAUGAUCACCAAAAAGGUGCACCCCAGAGAAGGACCCGUCUCAGGUGAUUUCAGAUCCUAAAUUUUGACAGCUUUAUGGAGCCCACUUCUGGCAGGCUGCCAGAACUUGAAGCCACCAGACCCCACAUGGAACCAAGGUCCUCAUGUCCAGCUGCUGCACCCUUGGUAGAGAGACAGUACCAUGUUCUUGUGGGUGUCACUGGGAGUGUUGCAGCCCUGAAGUUGCCUCUUCUGGUGUCAAUGCUUUUGGACAUUCCUGGUCUAGAAGUAGCAGUGGUCACAACUGAAAGAGCCAAACAUUUCUACAGUCCCCAGGACAUUCCUGUCACCCUCUACAGUGAUGCUGAUGAAUGGGAGAUGUGGAAGCACCGGUCUGACCCAGUUCUCCACAUUGACCUGCGGAGGUGGGCAGACCUCAUGCUGGUGGCUCCUCUUGAUGCCAACACUCUGGGGAAGGUGGCCAGUGGCAUCUGUGACAAUUUGCUUACCUGUGUCAUCCGGGCCUGGGACCGCAGAAAGCCCCUGCUCUUCUGCCCAGCGAUGAACACGGCCAUGUGGGAGCAUCCCAUCACCUCACAGCAGGUGGACCAGCUCAAGGCCUUCGGCUACAUCGAGAUCCCCUGUGUGGCCAAGAAGCUAGUGUGUGGCGACCAAGGUCUGGGAGCCAUGGCUGAGGUGGGCACCAUUGUGAACAAAGUGAAAGAAGUCCUCUCCUUCCAGCAGAGUUGAACCCAGGACCUCUGCUACUUGUGUCCUGUACCCAGUGUGUUUUUAGGCCGAGUUGGUGAAGGUAGACAUCAGGUGGAGACUUGCCUUUGCCGAGUAGGGGUCUGGCCUGGCCUGUUGCACAGCCUCCAAGAGCCUGACCUGCCCCACAUUAAACUAGACCAAAGGCCCAGGUCUCAACUUCGUUCAACCAGAAGAUACCUGCUUUCUGGGAGCCCCUCCUCACCUUUUCCUAGGAUGGGCCCAGCAAGCCAGAGGAGCAAGCUGCUGUAUUGUCCCUGUGCCCCUGGGAGGGGACCAAGGAGUGACUGACCAACCUUGAUUCUACAUCAUGCCCAGGAACCACUUUUAGAAAUUGCCUCAGCUGGAGAGCCCCAGUGUGGCGGGCCCCUGGCCAGGCCUUUGGAGUUUUAGCUCCUUGGUGGGUUGUCCUGGUGCCAUGCAGUCAGGAAAGCCUGCAAGUUGGCAAGUCCCUGAGAUUUCCCACAGACCAUGCUGUGAGAUGGAGGGUACUGAGAAAUAAAGUGACCUUUUGAGAGAC